UCCACAGUUGUGACGGUGACAGGUAAACAGUGGGAGGAACCUGGUUAACGGGAGUUUCGCCUGCAAACCCAGUUGUCCGUGUUCAACUUUUUUUUUUUUUUUUUCCACGCACGGUGACUGACCACGGCAACCCAGCGGGCACGUUACGUAAGCGUGCGGCGUCAACAGGCAUUUAAACAGCGAGGCUGCGAAGCUCCAAGCUGGAGAACUUUUCCUCUGCUUCUUACGCCAAGGAGACCAGCGUGUCUUCAUCCACACUCUGCACAGUUACUGCCACCCAGGCAUGUCUUCUUACAACAACACGGCGCGCUUCAGCGAGGCGAGGAGAGUGGCGAUUUUCGGAGGGACGCACGGAAACGAGAUGUCAGGCGUGACGCUCGUUAACCUGUGGACGAAGAACGGCGCCGAAAUACAGAGGAAGGCAGUCGAGGCCGUACCUUUUAUCACCAAUCCCAAGGCUGUGGAGAAGUGCACCAGAUAUGUAGACACGGAUCUGAACCGAGCCUUCACCCCAGAAAACCUAAGUGCCCCAGGUGGAAACAACCUGCCCUAUGAGGUGCUGAGAGCCCAGGAGAUCAACAGGAUAUUUGGUCCCAAAGGAAGCCCGGAGGCCUACGAUGUCAUCUUUGACCUUCACAACACGACAUCCAACAUGGGCUGCACUCUGAUUCUGGAAAGCUCCAAAGACUACUUCAAUCUGCAAAUGAUGAACUACAUAAAGAAAGCCAUGGCUCCAGCCAGUUGUCUUGUUCUGCUGAAUGAACAUCCUCUUCUGAAAUAUUCCACUUCACGCUCUGUUGCCAAGCACCCUGUUGGUUUGGAAGUGGGUCCUCAGCCUCAAGGUGUUUUAAGAAGCAACAUCUUUGAAGCCAUGCGAGUGAUACUGAAACAUGCUCUGGACUUUAUUGAACUCUUUAAUGAAGGUGUGGAGUUCCCUCCGUGUACAGUUGAAGUUUUCCGAGUCCUAGAGAGGAUCGACUACCCCCGAGAUGCCAAUGGAAACAUCAUAGCCAUGGUUCACCCCAACCUGCAGGACUGUGACUGGGAGCCGCUGAACCCUGGUGACCCAAUGUUCCAGACAUUUGAUGGAAAAACUAUCCACUACCAAGGCUCCGGGACGGUCUAUCCCACUUUUAUUAACGAGGCAGCCUAUUAUGAGAAACAACAGGCAUUUAUAACCACCAGGCGAGAAACCUUGGUAGCAAGUGCCAUCAAAAAAGCAUGAAGAACUGUUUCUUAAGGCUAACAGCAAUCAUGAUUAUGUAUUAGCCACAGGAGCAAACUGUAUCAAGAUUUUGCACUUUGCUCUGUUAGAAAAGCAGAAAUCCUGCAGACUAGAUACCAUCUUUUACAAACUGAUUUAGGUUUUUAUGCAUUCACUAUCGGAAAAUCACUUAACUAUGCAAAGAACAUUUGUGCAGGCACUGUGAAAGUCUUUGAUCUGAAGACUACUAUAUUAUUGUGAGAAGUAUUUAUGAUAUUGUACAUAUUUACAUUAAAUCAACUAGAUUUUUAUUAUAUUAAAGACUAGGCCUAAUCAUUGAUGGCUUCUCAAUCAUCCUAAACACUCCUUUUAAGUUUCCGACUACUGCUCAGGAAGGCUGUGUAGAGGAUCGUCACCUGCAAACUUUUGACUCAAACUGUAGAUGUUUGUCUUUUUCUGAAAAUAUAUUUGUAUCACGUGUAGGGGUGGGGGGUUGUUUUGUGGCCUUUGAUACUACCUACCUGUAACUCCGUUGGUUGCAUCUGUGGUGCUGUCCUUUUUUUGCCUUAACUGAGAUUUCAGAGACAGUUGUGCAACAAAUCUGGAGUAGAGUUUUGUAGAUUUUAUGUCUCGGUUAAAAGUUUCGAUUACAGUCUAAGUUCUCUUCCACAUAAACCAGGUGCAGUGUGAGAUGUGUUUUUAUAAUAUAUCUGUCUAUUUUGAUAUACUUGUAUUGUAAGUUUGCUUUCAAAGGGAUGCAUAGAACUUGUCGCAUCCUGGAAAGCAUAUUUACUUUUUAAUGUUUUCAUCUUUAUGUUGUCCCAAAGUGUCUCGCUGUGGUCUUAGACUUGAGCAAUAUAUCUGUUAGAAUCAUUUCUGUGAUUAGUGAAAUUCACUGUACUAGAAGUCCUGCGGAAAUGAUCCUAUCAAUAAAUGUUGUACUACAGUGUG
Oreochromis aureus is the source of this 2155-nucleotide messenger RNA. It is a transcript of the gene aspa, whose product is annotated as aspartoacylase. Bases 284 to 1225 code for a protein of 313 amino acids. The record is from RefSeq and is a predicted model, not a curated record. The transcript has 6 exons. Gene Ontology annotation, molecular function: hydrolase activity, acting on carbon-nitrogen (but not peptide) bonds, in linear amides; hydrolase activity, acting on ester bonds. Lineage: Eukaryota; Metazoa; Chordata; Actinopteri; Cichliformes; Cichlidae.